Hyaloperonospora brassicae is the source of this 1290-nucleotide messenger RNA. Lineage: Eukaryota; Oomycota; Peronosporomycetes; Peronosporales; Peronosporaceae. The record is from the annotation of a GenBank genome assembly.
AUGGCCUCAUCUGCCGUUGUAUCGAAGCUAAUUGAAUGGCUCGAGUCCAAUGGAACUACUGACAGUUUGUUGGCAAUUCGAUACCUCGGCGAGUACGAAGGCCAUGGCGUGUUGGCAAAGCAGACGCUGCCCUGCGGUCAAGUGACAUUGCAGGUCCCUUUCAAGCUCACCAUGACGGUCGAGUCUGCCGCUCGAUCUGACCUUGCAGCCGUGCUCGAGAAAUAUCCGCAGAUCUCGUCCGACGAAGUGCUCGCACUGCAUGUAAUGCACGAGCGCAACAAAGGCACACGAUCGUUCUUUGCCCCGUUCCUCGCGUCGCUACCGACUACGUUCGACUUGCCUGUUUUCUGGUCAGAUACAGAGCUGAAUGAGCUCAGAGGCACAAAUGUGUUGCUGCUGACGCGGCUGAUGCAACAACAACUGGAAAGGGACUUUCAAACCAUUCACCAAGAAGUGACCAAAGCGUUUCCCGAUAUUUUUGCGUCGCUGCCAACACUGACGUUGGAGGAUUAUACGUGGGCCAUGAGUGUGAUCUGGAGUCGCGCGUUUGGUGUCAACAGGGGUGGAAAGUACUUGCGUCUACUCUGUCCAGCGAUGGACAUGUUCAAUCACGACGUGAGCCUGUGCAACCCGCUGGAUGACUUUGUUUCGUUCGAUGACGAGAAGCAGAUGAUGGUCCACCAUGUACCGACCGAAGUCACGAACGGCAAUGCCGUGCACAUUAGCUAUGGACAAUACUCGAAUGCGAAGCUGCUGUAUUCAUACGGCUUUGUCGCGCAAGGCAAUCCUCGACGAGCAGUGGACUUUUGGGUAAAGGUCCCGCCAGCAGAUCCGUAUCGGAAGCUGAAACAAACCAUUUUGGAUGCUAACGAUCUCACAAGGGAACAGACGUACGACUUUUGUGGGACCCUCUUCCGAAAUGACGUAGACGAGAGGCUACUAGCUACCUUGCGCGUGAUCUUGAUGAACGAGCAAGACAUGCAUCUGUACAAAAAGGCUUUCAUGUUAUCAAUGAUCAGCGUUCACAACGAAUUGGCCGUCUACAACAAUCUACAAAAUGCCUGUCGCCGCAAACUCGAGACGUUUCCAACAACGCUCGAAGAGGAUGAGGCGAUUCUGACCAAUGCAACGGAGAAGUCGAGCAUCCGUUUAUUGCUUGCAGUUCGUGUGCGCAUCGAAGACAAACAAGUGUUUGCAGGAGUUAUCGACACAAUCGAACGAUGGAAACAUGCUCUGGCCACUUGUCCGGAGACGUAUCCACCCAGCACCACAAGGAUGUCGACUCGUUGA